Closterium sp. Yama58-4 is the source of this 676-nucleotide messenger RNA. The record is from the annotation of a GenBank genome assembly. Lineage: Eukaryota; Viridiplantae; Streptophyta; Zygnematophyceae; Desmidiales; Closteriaceae.
UCCUGCGUCUCUUCCGCCGAGCAAGUUGCUGCACAAAAUGUCCAAGAGACCCCAUGAGGGAAAUGGUGAUGACCAGCCUAAGCCAAGGUACCCACCUUCAGCAUGUUUCAUAGCAAAACUCAAGAAAAUGUUUGAGGCAGAGAAAUUCACCGAUGUAACCUUUGAGGCUUCGGAUGGUACCAAGGUCGCUGCACACCGCAGCGUUAUAGCGCAAUGGUCUCCUGUGCUGGAGGCGCUGUUUGAUACUUCGCUGCUUGAGAAUGAGAAGGGCUCGGUGCUCAAGCUGAAUGACAUGGAUGCUGGGACUCUGAAGCUGCUCGUGUCAUUCAUGUACGGCUGCACCGUGGUGCUGCCUGAAGAGAAUCGCAAGGCACAUGGGUUUUCUCUUCUUCAAGCGGCUCACAAGUACAACGUGCCUGAGUUGGUGCAUGAGAUGGAUCGCCAGCUGUCCGCAUUGCCGGUUGAAGAGGAGACGCUUCUUAAGGACAUGAAAUUCGUUGACACCCUUGGAGCUUUACGAACUAGACAUGCCCCCAUUCGCCAUUUUGUCUACGAAAUGGGUGACGAGGAAAGCAAGAAGCUUAUCAAGGACAUGAUUGAAAGCGAUGACAAGCAUGACCGAACAUUGGCAUCUAGUAUCGUUUCAGCGCUCUGGUCAAGGAGGCGGGGUUCAUAG